GUGGGAGAUUCGGCGACUGACUGGAUCAUCGCCACCCCCGACACCGAUGUGUAUAUGGAGGACUUCAGCCGACACAACGAGGACAUCGAGGGCUUCCGUCUAUCCGACCGUCGUGGUGGAGGUCCCCACGGCAUCGACCCGCAGGAUGUCUACCGGUUCCGCCAGGAGCCAGAGGGAGCCCAUCUGCAGGGCCUUCGAGAUGAGGCCAGGUUGUUGGCGCGCUCUGAGGCUGCUCGCGGUGGAGGUGCUCCCGCAGGCAAUGCCGACCUAUGGUAUGCUAUCGAGGAGGCGCCAGGCAUUCAGACGGGCAGCGUCGUUCGCCUCACUGAGGAGGCAGUCAUCAGCGGCGACAGGGCGAUCCACUUCUACGUGCAUGACGGCGUGGAGAAGAGGGUUUUCUGCGUCAGAUGCCCAGCUGCUGAUCUGGCCGAUGUGAAGAAGAAGUUCCGCAUCGAGACGGACGACGACUGCGACGCGCGGACCCUGCCCAUCAAGAGCGUGGCGGGCCAGCGCAAGCGGGACUUCAGCGACGCGGUCGAGAAGAUGGAGCUCGUGAGUUUCUCGGACUGGGAGAAGCACAUCCCAGGCCCGAGGACCACUCGCUGGUGCCUGGACUUCUUACGAAGGAGGAACGGGCCUCUAGCACACCACGAGUGGUGGAAGUCCACGGCCAAGCUGAACAGCGACGACUACGGCGUCUCGUUCCACGAGGCUGUGCUGCGUGCCGUGCAAACAGGCGCGGAGUACGAUCAGCUGGACCUGGUCAACUUGGCAUCGAUGGAGCACUUGCUGCGCUCGGCCCAGCUGAUCGAGUAUUAUCAUCGAGAACGUACCCGACAGGAGGGUGCGGCCAGCUCCAAGACGGGAGUGGACAUGGAGGAGCAGACGGUCAUGCUGGGAGUCCACCAGAGCCAGGGCAACCUGAUGAUCGCCCCCGAUCUGAUCACGUACACGUCGAAGGAGCUGGAGCGGAGGCUGACUCUGCUCUUGGGCCUUCGCAGCUUCGAGGGUGCCGAGCUGUCCAGCGACGCUUCAGGAGAAGGGAGCACGUCGAUGAGAAGGUUGCUGCCCUGGGUCGUGCACUCGCGGAGCUCGAGCGAGGUGAUGGCCUUCCUGAGCCGGCUGAGGGCCGCGGGGCUCGUCGAGUUCAGUUUAACGGAUGGAGUCCGAACGGGGAUCUUUGCGGUUUGGAAGUCGGACGGGGUGAAGCAACGCCUCAGCCUGGACGCUCGGAUUUCCAAUUGUAGUUUUGAGGUCCCCGAGUCGCCCGACCUCCCCACGGCUAACGCUUUCUCGAGGUAUUUCACCAUGGAGCCCCUCAGUGCCACGGACUUGCAGAUCUCGGAGGUGUCUGGGGUCCCAGUGGAUCCUACUACUCGUGUUUACCCGCGGUUCAGGGCUGUACCUAUGGGGUGGUCGCACGCUGUCAAUGUCUGUCAGUACGUCGUCACUUCGUUGAUCCAGGAGGCGAUCCCAGAUAAGCACCACUUCCUGAUCACGGAUCGGGAGUCCCUCUCCGUGGGGGCGAUUCGGGACCUCUCGCAGUACUCGGAGCGCUGGCGUUAUCACGGGACCUCGGGAUCUGCCAGGACGGGGGCGCUGGAGGAGGCUCUCGGCGGGGCGCUGCCUGCAGGUGAGUUCUUGGAGCUGAGCUUCGCCGACGAGGGGCUCGUGCCCAACCUACCGAUCUCUGGGGAAGGCCUCGUGCGACCUGUCCGGCAAUUUUGUGCAGUGGCCCUCAGAGCUGAUGUUACGGCGGAUCUCAGGUGGGUCGUCUCCGAGCUCAACCCAGGCGAUCCUCCCUCGAGGAACAGGUCGGAGCUCGAGCCCUGGUCCAACACCCUCGACGCCCUCGCCGCCGCGUGGACGGCCAUCGAGACCAGCAAGUCGCACCCCGACGCGGAGGAGCGCAAGAAGGCCAGGCGCUCCCUGCAUGCCCUCGAGAGGAGGAGUCUCCAGGCCGUGAGCCGGUCCUUCCUCGAGCAGGGGAGUGUCUCUCGGACAGUGCAGCAGCAGUACAAGGCAGCGCUCGGCCGCUUCGUGAAGGAUCAGAGUAUCAGGGGCCUCUACGCGCUGGCCCGCACGCCCAAGGCGCUGGACCAGAAGCUGAAGUUCCACCUCGACGACCUCUACUUCGAGGGGGAGCUGAGUGGCGUAGCGAACACUCUAGUGGCGGCUAUCCGGUGGAAGUUCCCACAGUUUGGUCGCCAGGGGGGCCAGUCCUUGCCCGAGACUGCCCGAGCGCUGAUGGGCUUCAGCAAGCUCUCUCCGGCGGCCUCUCGGCUGCCGAUCCCAGCGACGGUGGUCUUCGGCCUGGCAAUGGUGCUGUGCUCGCUGGGCUUCACCCUCGCCGCCUUCGGGAGCCUCCUGGCCUUCCACCUCUACCUCAGGCCGUCGGAGUUGAUGCGCAUGAAGUGGAGGCAUUGGUCCCCGCCGUGCGGGGCAGGCCGAGGAGGGACCGACGGGUGGUGUCUGACGUUGCACCCUCGAGAGGACGGCGUCCAGUCCAAGGCAGAGGAGUUCGACGAGAACAUAUCGAUCGACGCAGACGGCCAUCUCAGUUUCCUCAAUCAGGUGAUGUCGGUAAUGCAUGCCAAGGCGAAGCGGGAGGACCGCCUCGACGAGCUGGCGGUGGGCGACCUCGGCGGCCGCUCGUUCCUCAUGGUCUUCAAGAUGGCGGGCGAGCGGCUUGGUCUUCCCAAGCCGCCAGUGGCGCACCAGCUCCGCCACGCAGGUCCGAGCUACGACCUGGCCCAGCGGAUCCGCCGCCUGGCCGAGGUCAAGGCUCGUGGCCGCUGGUCGGCGGACUCUUCCGUCAGGCGCUACGGCAAGCAGAACCGCAUCAACGAGCAGAUCGCCGCGCUGCCUGUCGCGGUGCGGGCCUUCUGCGACGACGCCUGGAAGAAAAUCG
Prorocentrum cordatum is the source of this 2911-nucleotide messenger RNA. The record is from the annotation of a GenBank genome assembly. Lineage: Eukaryota; Dinophyceae; Prorocentrales; Prorocentraceae.